UUAGGGGAGGGAGGUAGCAAAGAGGGAAGGAGCGAGGAAAGGAAAGCCGGGAAGGGAGGAAGGAAACGAACGAGGGGGAGGGAGGUUUUGGAGGAGCUGGGAGCGUUGCCGGCCCCCGAAGUGGAGCGAGAGGGAGGUGCUUCGCCGUUUCUCCUGCCGGGGGAGGUCCCGGCUUCCCGUGGAGGCUCCGGACCAAGCCCCUUCAGCUUCUCCCUCCGGAUCGAUGUGCUGCUAUUAACCCGUGAGGAGGCGGCGGCCGCAGAAGAUGGUGUUGCUGAGAGUGUUAAUUCUGCUCUUCUCCUGGGCGGCGGGACUGGGAGGUCAGUAUGGAAAUCCUUUAAAUAAAUACAUUAGACAUUAUGAAGGAUUGUCUUAUGAUGUGGAUUCAUUACACCAAAAACACCAGCGUGCCAAAAGAGCAGUCUCACAUGAGGACCAGUUUUUACGUCUAAAUUUCCAUGCCCAUGGAAGACAUUUUAACUUACGCAUGAAGAGGGACACAUCCCUUUUCAGUGAUGAAUUUAAAGUAGAAACAUCAAAUAAAGUACUUGAUUAUGAUACCUCUCAUAUUUACACUGGACAUAUUUAUGGUGAAGAAGGAAGCUUUAGCCAUGGAUCUGUUCUUGAUGGACGAUUUGAAGGAUUCAUCCAGACUCGUGGUGGCACAUUCUAUGUUGAGCCAGCAGAAAGAUAUAUUAAAGACCGAACUCUGCCAUUUCACUCUGUCAUUUAUCAUGAAGAUGAUAUUAACUAUCCCCAUAAAUAUGGCCCACAGGGGGGUUGUGCAGAUCAUUCAGUAUUUGAAAGGAUGAGGAAGUACCAGAUGACUGGUGUAGAGGAAGUAACACAGACAUCUCAAGAACAUGCUGUUAAUGGUCCACAACUCCUGAGGAAAAAACGUACAACAUCAGCUGAAAAAAAUACUUGUCAGCUUUAUAUUCAGACUGAUCAUCUGUUCUUUAAAUAUUAUGGAACACGAGAAGCUGUGAUUGCCCAGAUAUCCAGUCAUGUUAAAGCGAUUGAUACAAUUUACCAGACCACUGACUUCUCCGGAAUCCGUAACAUCAGUUUCAUGGUGAAACGCAUAAGAAUCAACACGACUGCUGAUGAGAAGGACCCUACAAAUCCCUUCCGUUUCCCAAAUAUUGGUGUUGAAAAAUUUCUGGAAUUGAAUUCUGAACAGAAUCAUGAUGACUACUGUUUGGCCUAUGUCUUCACAGACAGAGAUUUUGAUGAUGGUGUUCUUGGUCUGGCUUGGGUUGGAGCACCUUCAGGAAGCUCUGGUGGAAUAUGUGAAAAAAGCAAGCUCUAUUCAGAUGGCAAGAAGAAGUCCUUAAACACUGGAAUUAUUACUGUUCAGAACUAUGGGUCUCACGUACCCCCCAAAGUCUCUCACAUUACUUUUGCUCAUGAAGUUGGACAUAACUUUGGAUCUCCUCAUGAUUCUGGAACAGAGUGCACUCCAGGAGAAUCUAAGAAUUUAGGACAAAAGGAAAAUGGCAAUUACAUCAUGUAUGCAAGAGCAACAUCCGGGGACAAACUUAACAACAAUAAAUUCUCACUCUGUAGUAUUAGAAAUAUAAGCCAAGUUCUUGAGAAGAAAAGAAACAACUGUUUUGUUGAAUCUGGCCAACCUAUAUGUGGAAAUGGAAUGGUAGAGCAAGGUGAGGAAUGUGACUGUGGCUAUAGUGACCAAUGUAAGGAUGAGUGCUGCUAUGAUGCAAACCAGCCAGAGGGGAAAAAAUGCAAACUGAAGCCUGGGAAGCAGUGCAGUCCAAGUCAAGGUCCCUGUUGUACAGCACAGUGUGCAUUCAAGUCAAAAACUGAGAAGUGUCGGGAUGAUUCUGACUGUGCAAAAGAAGGAAUAUGUAAUGGCGUCACAGCUCUCUGCCCAGCGUCUGAUCCUAAACCAAACUUUACAGACUGUAAUAGGCACACACAAGUGUGCAUUAAUGGGCAAUGUGCAGGGUCUAUCUGUGAGAAAUACGGCUUGGAGGAGUGUACCUGUGCCAGUUCUGACAGCAAAGAUGAUAAGGAGUUAUGCCAUGUCUGCUGUAUGAAGAAGAUGGAGCCAUCAACUUGUGCCAGUACAGGGUCUGUGCAGUGGAGCAAGCACUUCAUUGGUCGAACCAUCACCCUGCAACCUGGAUCCCCUUGCAAUGAUUUUAGAGGCUACUGUGAUGUUUUCAUGCGGUGCAGACUGGUAGAUGCUGAUGGCCCUCUAGCUAGGCUUAAAAAAGCAAUUUUUAGUCCAGAGCUCUAUGAAAACAUUGCUGAAUGGAUUGUGGCUUAUUGGUGGGCAGUAUUACUUAUGGGAAUUGCCCUGAUUAUGUUAAUGGCCGGAUUCAUUAAGAUAUGCAGUGUUCAUACUCCGAGUAGUAAUCCAAAGUUGCCUCCUCCUAAACCUCUUCCAGGCACUUUAAAGAGGAGGAGGCCUCCACAGCCCAUCCAGCAGCCCCAGCGUCAGAGGCCCCGGGAGAGUUAUCAGAUGGGACACAUGAGACGUUAACUGCAGCUUUUUGCCUUGGUUCUUCCUAGUGCCUACAAUGGGAAAACUUCACUCCAAAGAGACACCUAUUAAAUCAUCAUCCCCAAACUCAACCCUCACAAAUAACAGUCGAAGAAAAAAAUGGCAAGAGAUCGUGUCCUCAGACCAGGUGGAAUUACUUAAAUUUUAAAGCCUGAAAAUUCCAAUUUGGGGGUGGGGGGUGGAAAAGGAACCCAAUUUUCUUAUGGACAGAUAUUUUUAACUUAAUGGCACAAAGUCUUAGAAUAUUAUUAUGUGCCCUAUGUUCCCUGUUCUUCGUUGCUGCAUUUUCUUCACUUGCAGGCAAACUUGGCUCUCAAUAAACUUUUAUCACAAAUUGAAAUAUAUAUAAAUAUAUUUUUUUCAACUGCCAAUCAAGGCUAGGAGGCUCGACCACCUCAACAUUGGAGAUAUCACUUGCCAAUGUACAUACCUUGUUAUAUGCAGACAUGUAUUUCUUACGUACACUGUACUUUGUGUGCAAUUGUAAACAGAAAUUGCAAUAUGGAUGUUUCUUUGUAUUAUAAAAUUUUUCCGCUCUUAAUGAAAAAUUACUGUUUAAUUGACAUACUCAGGAUAACAGAGAAUGGUGGUAUUUAGUGGUCCAGGAUUCUGUAAUGCUUCACACAGGCAGUUUUGAAAUGAGAAUCAGUUUACCUUUUUCUUAUGAUGGAAUUGGUUCUGAUAAUCGUUUUGUCUUUGUCAAAUGGCUGCUAAGAGCACAUGAGUGACUACGCUGAAGAACACACAUUUCAAGAGUUGUGCAGACUGAACACAUGCAGCAUACUACUUCAGAAUUCUAUAUGUAAAUGUCUGAUUUCUGCUUACUUAUUUUAAACUAAUUCAGUUCCAUUGUUGAAUUGAUAGGUGAUGUUUUAUUCAUGCUUUGGUAGAAAUUAUGUCAGUGGAAUGAUUCUUUUUAUUUGUAGCCUCUUUUUUAUGUUUUCCAUAUAUCUCAAGUAUGCUACUUACGUUUUUGGUUUUGUCUGAUAUGGAAAAGAAAAGUUGUGUCUUUAUCAAAAUAUUUGAAUGUUUUUUUUUAGCAUAUCAUCACUGAUCAUUGGUAACCACUAAAGAAGAGUGAUUUGCUCAACUCAUAGUUAGAACUGUAGAUAGACCUGAUGUUUUUUUCCAUAAAAUAUUUUAACAGCAGUGAAGAUGAAACAGCACAAUGUCCCAUUCCAAAUUUAUUUUUUAAACAGUUGUAAAUAAUUGGCUUUUUAAAGAAAGAAAGCAGAAACGUUUAAUGUAUUAACAGGCUUAUUGCUAUGCAGGAAUGGAAGGGGGCAUUACAAAAAUAUUUUAAUCUUGUGACGUAUUUAUUGCUUAUGUUUUCCAACUACAUCACUUAAAUUAGAAGUAAACAGCUAUGAUUUUCCUGGCUUCAUAUAGGAGGCCAAUUUAGAACAAGUUGAAAAGAUUUGUGUUUUGGCUUUUUUUUUCCUUUUUUCUUAAGAGUAUAAGGUUUACACAAUCAUUCUCAUAAUGUGACGCAAGCCAGCAAGGCCAAAAAUGCUAGAGAAAAUAAUGGGAUCUCUUCCUUGUAAACUUGUACAGUAUGUGGUGACUUUUUUCAAAAUACAGCUUUUUGUACAUGAUUUAGAGACAAAUUUUGUACAUGAAACCCCAGAUAGACUAUAAAUAAUUCUAAACAAACAAGUAGGUAGAUAUGUAUGUAAUUGCUUUUAAAUCAUUUAAAUGCCUUUGUUUUUGAACUGUGCAAAGGUUGGAAGUGGGUUUGCAUUUCUAAAAUGACUUUUAUUCUGCAAGAGUUCUUAGUAACUUCUUGAGUGUGGUAGACUUUGGAACAUGUACAUUUUUUGCUUGUAAUGUUAUCCUGUGGUAGGGUUUUGGCAGGUACACCCUGCCCCUAUUUUAUUCUGAGUCUAAGUUAAAUGUUUUCUGAAAAGAGAUAUGUGCACUGAACUCUUUCCACUGCAAAUUAAGAUGUGGUAAAACAAAAGGAUCAAGACAAAUGAGAUCUAAUACUACUGUCAGUUUAAUGUCCACUGUGUUUUAUACAGUAUCUUUUUGUUCACUUUGGAAAUUUUUACUAAAAAUUGCAAAAAAUAAAGUAUUGUGAAAAGAUGUAAGGUUUUUUGAAACUUGAAAUGCAUUAAUAAAUAGACUUGAUUAAAUCAACUUGAAGGUCCCAUAGUCUUUGAACUCUGAGAAAGAACUCUAAGAAGCAGCUUCCCACAGGGCAACCUUUUCUUACUAAAUGAAAGAGACUGUUAAGCAGAAAGAGAGAGAGUGCCUCUUCUCAUACAAGUCCAUGGGAAAGAUUAAUGAUUAUAUAUCUCUGUGUCUACAAACAAUGAACAUUUCAAAAACAGUUUCAACAGCUUUACAUUAUUUCUAAUCAAUAUUCAAAGUGUUGGAAAGUGUCAGUGUUGGUGGAAGAGCUCACAUUUUGGAAACUGUGGUCUUACAUGUAUUUUGCAAAGUUCUGAAUGCGAAGUACUUAUUUUCAAACUCUAGUUUAAUGAUAAAUAGAUUUUGAAAAUUUGAGCCACAUUUUCCUGCUUUGUUAAAUUCAUAGCAAAUAAGGAGAGAACUGACAUAUCAGUCUUAUCUAGGAGAAGAAUUAGAAGCCUAGGAUGGUGCCCUAUACAGAAAAAUCUGCCCAAAGUUCUUUUUUCUUUUUAAAUUGAACAAGCUAUAAAUAAGUAGUAUUCGUCAAAGGAGUAAGUGUACAGUACUUUUUAGGUACUUUAAUUUAAAAACAUCAAAAUAUGUAUUAUGUUCAGUUUUGUUUAUGAAAUAUUAUUGGUUAUUUCAGAUUAUUGUAAAUUUGUUAUUUUUACUUUAGAGUUGAAAGCUUAAAUUUUGUUUAGGAUUUUUUCCCCCCGUUUUCUAAAUUCAGGCAACAACUCACAAAUGAAAUCAGCAAUAAAGUAAAUUAUUGCAGGUUGUGGAAUUAGUGUUCCCCAUAGUGUCAGCCUAUAUCGUACAGUUUUAGGGAAGUCUACUUUAUCUGAUCAGUUUUGUGUUAUGAGAUGUCUUCAGCAUUUUGUGCUUUGGGUAUUUCAUUUUUGUCAUAUUCACAGAUGAAGGUUUCUCUUAAGUCCUUAUCUCUGUCCCUGUGCUCUGUACAUUUUUAAGGCCCAAUGAUGAUUAUUUCUUCAAAGAUGGAAUUAGUGUCCUUGGCAGCUGUCAGUUGUGGGUGCUUGUGCGAUAAAGGUAUCAUGGCCACAUUUUUAAAAAGGGGUCCUUUUAGAGAUGCAAAUUGAAAUACUUAAAAAUGAAUUGAUAUGGUGUUCAGGCUUUGCUUAAAAAUAAUCCAGUUGUUGGACUCGGGUAGUGUGGGGGAUUAUAGUUGAAACAGGGUUGACCAUGAGUUGGUAAUUGUUGAAGUUGGGUGAUGGGUACUUGGGGAUUCAUUUUACUAUUUUUCUCUACCUGUGUUUAUAGCAGGAUUUUUCCAACAAAAGUUUUUUUUAAUGUGAAACAAAUUCACAUAAAAACUCAUUCAUUAAUGUUUUCAUUUUACAAUUCAGGAUGAUGGCCUAUAUUCAUAAUGAUUUUUUAUAAUGAUUUUUUUUUAGUGGAAUUAAAGUUGAACCAGGCAAGCUAACAUAAUUAUAUUCUGCUCCAGUUACAACGAAUGAUUAAUUGAGUUUAACUGCUAGGGUGAAUGCUUGAAGCUAUCAGUCAUUCAGCAGUCUUAGCAAGCAGGCCAUUAGAUCCCUCUUUAUUUUCUGAUUUUUGUUGGUCUUCCUAGCUAUCUAAGAAUAAUAUUUAUUUUCUGUUAAAACAUAUCAGGAAGUAUGAUUAGGUUAUCCACGUUUAACUUGUGUGCCCCAUAUUAGAAUAAAUGUUAAGAAGCUCAGUACAGUAAACUAUAUUCCACUCUGUUUUGUUGAAAUGUUGGUGACCCCCUAGAGGUGAAACUGUCCGAUUUAAAAGAUAUCCUGGUAUUACUUGUUUUCUGUGAAAAGAAAUUAGAAUAAUUUGAUACAGUAUAGGUUGUUUUAUAUAAAAAGCACUUCCAUUGCAUGAGUUUCAGAAAUCAUCUUGUAAAAUAAAGGCUGUUUGGUAAUAAGCAAAUCAGGAAAUUUUAUCCUUCAUUCUAAAUGUAUAUUUUAUUAUUCUUUUUUACUCUUGCCUUUUGUGUAUGGGAGGUAGCCUUUUAUUUCUCAACACAAAAGGCCAGUUUUUAUAAAUUAAGGUAUCAAGAUACUGUGAUUAACUUCUCAUUAUUUAAUUUUGUGAUUGUAGUUAGUUUUCAGUUUUCGUAAGUCCCUGUUAGUAGCAGCUCUGUUUAAGUGAAUUGGCCUGUUCAACAUUUUCCCCCCUUCUUCCUUGAGAUCUUACCAGAGGAUGUUUGGAAUUCUUUGGUAUGCAUGUGCUGAUUUGCAUGGACUGGUGACCACUGUUAUUCAUUGGGCAGAUACAGCUUAAGAACUUGGCUGUGUCAGCACCUCUGUUAGAUAGGAAUACGGUAGUGAAGUUAACCAUGUCCCUGCCCCUCGUGUCGCUUAUGGUCUGUGAAGUGAGACAGAUAUUAAUCAGGUAAUCAUGUGAAUACAUGUACAAUUCCAAACAUGAUAAGUGCUAUGAAGGUAGGCCUUUGGUAAUACAAGAGCCAGUCAGCAGGAUGGGACUGAGGGAAGAGGUGGGAACUAGCUAGGAGGGCCAGAGAAUCCUUUCCCAGCAAAGUGAUACUUGAGCCCCAAGGAUGAAGAGAGAUUAAAUGGGUUACGUGGGGUUUUAAAGAAUGUUGAAUGGCUAUAUACUGGGCACUGAUAGCUGAUUCAUCUUUGUGGAAAUAUAUAUAAACCUCACCAUUCAGAUUCCUUUGUGUAUUUUUUAAAAUGAUUUUUCAUUUUUGCAUAUUGUGUAUUCAUGUACUAAAAAGCUGGCUUCUACUUUGGCCAAUGUCAUACUUGAUUAUUGUUCGUCCGGAUGUUGGCCCAACAGUUUGGGAGUUUUGCAAGGCCCUCUGCUUUUCAGACCUUGACUUCUGUUUCAUGACUGCCAUAAGCUUGGGACAGGACAUCUAACUUUCUGCCAUGCUGAGUGAAGUGUCCAUCUGAUCUGUUGUUCCUUGACAUUCUGUAUGUCCUUCCGUCAUAGCACGUACCACGUUGUAAUGUAAUCCUGUCUAGUCUAAGCAACCCUUUUUAAGAAUCAUCUGUACUGGGUGCUACUUCAGUUCCCAUUCAGUUAGCAACUGGCUGCAUUUUGUCCUCACAGCCCACCUGGGACUGCAGUCCAAGUCUCAAGGAACUCAUAGUCUAGAGGAAAAAAGAGCCCAACAAUUACAACGCAGAGGGAUUUGUGCUGUGAAAUAUUCAAAUACAGAGCGGCUGGAUGCUCAGAGGUGUAUACGGGAGCCAUGAUGACUUCCCAAGGGAGAUAUGCUCGAGCUGACUUUGGAGUUUUGGUUAAAAGUUUGCUCUAACUCUUCCAAACUUAGUGUCAAAGGCUUUUAGAAAUGUUGUAAUUGCAGGGCUGUUCCUUUGACUGCGUCAUGCGUUGUCAUACUUCCAUGCCAGUGCGUAUGCUUUCCCCUCUGCCGGGAUUGCUCCUUCCCUCUUUGUUCUUUACAGAACUGCACUUUAUGAAUCUCCAUUUCCUUGAACUUGGCUGCAGUAAGUGUUCAAUAAAUAUUUGUAAUUUAAUAAAGGGUGUGUGCUUUGUAAAUAGACAAUGAAGCUAAUUUCACAAGAUCAGCACAAAAGUUAGUCUCUUUACAACACAUCACUGACACCUGUACUACAGGUUUAAUCGUUUCUGAUUUCUAAUGCCCCUGGCAGCAUAGCCUUCUUGCCUCACCUCACCUCCCAGGGAGAAAUUUUCUUUCAAAAUCUAGUAAUCCCUUGAACUUAUAGAAUGUAAAAUAUAUCUACCACAUUUUGCACGAGUGGGAAAAGCACAGUUUAGCUUUGGAGCGCAUAAACAACAAAUUGUGAUUCCUGGCACAAGAGGAAAUGGAUUAAAGAAGCUAGAAUUAGAAAUUAACUGGGGAGGCCUAGCUGCUUUGUGUGUAUGGACAAGUGUUUUCUUUAGCUAAAUCAACUGUGAUUUUUUUUAUUUUGCUAUUUCAUGAUGGCAAGUGGAAGUUAAACAUUUAGUGGGUAGUAUUUUCCUGCAGCAAACCUGCUGAUCAACAUUUUUCUGUAGAGUUUUUGUGUGAUUCCAUAGGUUUUUAAACAAAUGUUCAGAAAAAAGAAGUGGGGAGGGAUUAUGGAUUCCAGAGUCAAAUGGAAAUGCUGAAUUAAAAUCAAACAGGUUUUCUUUACUUUUAUCUUCAUUUAUUGAUUUUUAAAAAAAUAUUCCUUAGAGUCUCUGCUCUGCUAACACUGAAGUGACCUUUAGUAGAGUCUUAGUAGGUGGUGUUCCCAAGCUAGUUAACUCUUCAGCCCUUUUUUCUCCAAGACAGUCUGGGUUCUGCAAAAACAUUUUUGGAGUUUCUGCUGAGAUGGCUUGUGCCUUUGUAGGUCCCCUGGCUGGGGACAGGUUCUCCUAACCUAAAGAGUUCUCCCUGGGGUGUGGAUUUUCAUGUGUGUUACAACACUUGGCAUCGAGAGACAGUGGGUGACGAGAUUCAGAGGACAGGCCGUGAGCCUACUCCUUUGCUCCUACAAGCUGCUUUGCCUUCCGUGGCACAUUAAAGCAGCUGCCUGGGACAGUGGUCUCCAACUUUGUUGUACCCCAUAUUUAAAAAUCUUGAGUAUAUACUCCUAAUAUGGAAAUAUUUAUUUAUACUUCAUACAAUGUUAUUAUUGCACUACUACUAUGUAUGUUUUUAAAAAAAUGCAGAAAUCAUAAAGGGAUGAGAUAAAAAUGAAUGGAAGUUUCUUCCCACAUUCCAGCGGGUCAUUUUGCACACACCUUGGUGUGUACCCAACCCAGUUGGUAAAUCUCUGGCUUUAGAGACAGAAUCUAAAUAUCUUCCAAAUCAACUACCAAUGCCCUGCCCACAUUCCUGGCUUAAAUUUGCAUUCCAGUGAAACACUGUAGCUAUUAAAGAAUGCAGGCCACUUCUAGGUAUUUACUUCCAAAGAUGUCCGAGAUAUAGUUAAGUGGAAAAAACAAGUAUUAAUGAGUAUGUAUGGCAUGAUUUCUUGUAUGUGAAAUUUUUUAGUUUGUAAAAAUAUAUAAUUUAUGUAUAGAAAUGUCUAGAUUGAUACAGUAAAAUCUACUAUUUCUGAGCACUGGAAUUAAUGGUCUUGAGAAAGGAAGAGGAUUUUUAAUUUUUACUUUUUAUUCCAUAUUGUUUGAAUUUUUUAUGAAUUCAUUCUUUUUAUAAUAAAUAAUUUAAAAAACUA
This is a messenger RNA of Manis javanica (Malayan pangolin), 9804 nucleotides long. RefSeq names its product ADAM metallopeptidase domain 10 (gene ADAM10). The record is from RefSeq and is a predicted model, not a curated record. Gene Ontology annotation, cellular component: synaptic membrane; plasma membrane. NCBI's taxonomy places the organism in Eukaryota, Metazoa, Chordata, Mammalia, Pholidota, Manidae. Gene Ontology annotation, molecular function: metalloendopeptidase activity involved in amyloid precursor protein catabolic process. Gene Ontology annotation, biological process: membrane protein ectodomain proteolysis; Notch signaling pathway.